AAAAUCAACUUACAAACUGUGUGCUUUUACAAAAGAGAGAUAAUGGAGGUAGAGAGAGACUCGGUGAAACUAAGCCUGAACAAUGAGCUUACAAAAGCAGCUCAAUCGCUAUCCAUGGAAGCCCACAAACAAAACAAACCUUUCAUCACAAACUUCAACAAGAAACAUGGUACAUCUUCAUCAAUGGAGGUUGCUAUCUUCGCAUUUCCAGGAUCGUGGGUAGUCAGCGACUGGUACCAUGAUGAUAGUUUUGGAGAAACCGAGGUUGAUCGUAACCUCUUCAAGUCCAUGUGCCGGAUCGGAGAGAAUCGACCCGCUAAAGUCAACGCAGCUUUUCUUAAAAAAUUUCAAGAUCUUUUAAGCGAUCCCACGUUCAAAUCCGAGGUAGAGAAAGCUGUGAACACAAAUAAUAAGAUUUUGUUCACGGGGCAUUCGUAUGGUGGUGCGAUAGCAAGUUUUGCGACACUUUGGAUACUUGAUGAGUAA
This is a messenger RNA of Lactuca virosa, 486 nucleotides long. The record is from the annotation of a GenBank genome assembly. Lineage: Eukaryota; Viridiplantae; Streptophyta; Magnoliopsida; Asterales; Asteraceae.